Molecule: messenger RNA, 905 nt
Organism: Ruditapes philippinarum (Manila clam)
Lineage: Eukaryota; Metazoa; Mollusca; Bivalvia; Venerida; Veneridae
Exons: 1
Coding region: 129-905 (258 amino acids)
Source: RefSeq, a predicted model, not a curated record
UAUUAUUAAGUAUUUCCUGUGCUAAGGAUUCGCGUUAUAUGCAUAAUGUCAUAUGAAUCUUUGGUGUUAAACUGAAUAGCGUGUAUUAAUAUAUGUAUUAAAAUAAACUUGACAAUAGAUCUGGUAAAAUGGAAAAAAAAAAUUCUGCUGCAUCUCUUUUAACAAUGCUAGUUCUUCUUGGGCAAAGCUGCGGUGCUAAAGUGCUCAAUAGCUCUGGAACUGCCGGGAAAAAUCUUGACGCGCAGACGCUUGUGAAUUUUGGACGAGAAUUUAAUUAUUCCUUGAUCACGAUGAUUGGAAGAGUGAUAGAAAAUUAUCACGCAUGUACUGCGUGGUCAGAAUGGACUGAAUGUGGCACCAUAUUAGCUGAUUUCUUCUCGACAAGAACGAGAACCAGACACUGUGUGGGCAAGGAAGAAACAAACAUUCACCGUAAUGAAAUAGAGACAGGUGUGUGUGAAGGUAGAGCUAAAAACCCGUGCCCCCUGAGUUAUGAUAUGACAACAAAUGGAUUUUGCCUGAAAUUGUAUAAAGACACCAAAUCUAAUUCGGAAGCAGAAGCCGUGUGCAAGAGUGACGGGGGAUACCUUGUUAACAUUGAUUCGGAUCAAAAGUAUGAUAACGUAAAGUCUAUACUGAUGGCCAAUAAUAUAACUUCACAAAUACACAUUGACGGCAGCCGUGCUAACUCUCAGUGGAAGUUUUCUUAUGGCAUUGCAAACGGAUAUUUUCACUGGUUACCAAGUUUUCCAUCCGCAACCUCUUUGUAUGACUGUUUACGCCUAACUGGAAACAGACCUGAAGCAAAACGUCGAUUCCGUACUUACAACUUCUUAUGCGAUAGUGGUCCGAUUUCUUUCAUAUGCGAAAUCGUUUUCAAAACUGAUAGUAGCUAUACAAAAUGA